Messenger RNA from Amphiprion ocellaris (clown anemonefish), 3961 nucleotides. RefSeq names its product NADH-cytochrome b5 reductase 3. The transcript has 9 exons. Gene Ontology annotation, cellular component: mitochondrion. NCBI's taxonomy places the organism in Eukaryota, Metazoa, Chordata, Actinopteri, Pomacentridae. Gene Ontology annotation, molecular function: FAD binding; oxidoreductase activity. The record is from RefSeq and is a predicted model, not a curated record. Bases 115 to 1014 code for a protein of 299 amino acids.
GCUAACUUGACGGACUUGUAGCUUGCAGCAGCGUCGCAAUCAGUCGCCUUUGGUCCACCUGGAGCUGCUUCCUCUGUCAACAAACAACUUCACUCCCCUCCAGACGGACUCAAAAUGCUGUCCUACAUUAUUGGGUUGAUCCGAGGCGGCUUUGACAGCAUCAUCAACCUCAUCUUCAGACUGUUGUUCUCCAAGAGGAGACCCGCCAUCACCUUAGAGGACCCCAACAUCAAGUAUGCGCUGCGGCUCAUAGACAGACAGAUUGUCAGCCACGACACCAGGAGGUUCCGCUUUGCUCUGCCUUCUCCUGAACACGUCCUGGGGCUGCCUAUCGGACAGCACAUCUAUUUGUCUGCAAAAAUAGACGGGAAGCUGGUCGUCCGUCCGUACACACCAGUGUCCAGCGAUGACGACAAAGGCUACGUGGAUCUGGUGGUGAAGGUUUACUUUAAAGGUGUUCAUCCUAAGUUCCCAGAAGGUGGGAAGAUGAGUCAGUACUUGGAGAGUCUGAAGCUCAACGACACCAUCGACUUCAGGGGACCCAGCGGCCUCCUGGUUUACAAGGGCAGAGGCGUGUUUGACGUUAAACCUGACAAAAAGUCUCCGGCCGACACCAAGAAAGCCAAACAUGUGGGAAUGAUCGCUGGAGGGACAGGAAUCACUCCCAUGCUGCAGCUAAUCACAGCAGUGAUGAAGGAUCCUCAGGAUAAAACUGUGUGUUACCUGCUUUUUGCCAAUCAGACUGAGAAAGACAUCCUGCUCAGACCAGAGCUGGAGGAGAUUCAGGUCAACAACCCCGACCGGUUCAAGCUGUGGUUCACCGUGGACAGAGCACCAGAGAACUGGGAGUACAGUCAGGGCUUCAUCAGUGAAGACAUGGUGAGGGAACACCUGCCUCCUCCCAGCGACGACACCCUCAUCCUUAUGUGUGGACCUCCACCCAUGAUCCAGUUCGCCUGCGACCCCAAUCUGGACAAAGUGGGCCACUCCCAAAGCCACAGGUUCACCUUCUAGUUGUCCGUCAUCACAGAGGAAUGGAGGUUUGGAAGCAUUAAAGCACUCGUAUGGCUCCAGAGGGUAUUGCACUAUGUAUUCUAUAUAUAAUAUAUAUCCCAUGAUAUUCAUCUGAGGACAGGAUCACAGUUUGGACCAAUUAAUGUUGGUGUGGUGGAAGGACAGGGAGCAAAGUGAAUAUAUGAAGUUGUUUGAAGAGUUUUCUGUUGGGAAAGUAAGUUUUUAGAGCUUUGGCUUGAAAAAUGAGGAUGUGAUUCUAAUGUAUUGUCCUGCUGUGGUCUCGUUGAGGUUUAUUGGCUGUUUUCUGAGUGCCUUAACACCUGCAAAGCUAAAAAACUACUAUUCAUUAUUCCAUUAUACCUGCUGUUACGUCACAGUUGUCGAUAUUUUGCUAAAACGUGUUCGCUAGUGGCUCUUUUCAGUGAAAUGAGGUCUUAUGUUCAUCUAUGCAGCAAAGAAUCAGCUACUGAUGUUUUUGUUAUUUUGUAUCACAAAGGCUUUGCAGAAGAAAUUCUAAAAUAAUUCAUGUUCAGAACUGUUGUAGUUGAGAUUCUACCAAAAGUGAAGAAACUUUUUCUUUGUCUCAUUUUUAUUACCAAAAAAAUCAAAAACACAACAGAACAAAACACAAUUGGUAUUCAUGAAAACAGAUUUCAUUGUAAAAACUUUUGGUUUCCAUGUUUAUGUUGACAGAAUAGUUGGACAUUCUAGAAACAAUGCUAAUGUUUUAGUAUGACACUAGAAUCAGGGAUAGUUAGCUUAGCAUAAAGACUGUAGACAGGAAGAAGCUGCUAGCUUGACUCCAUCAACAUGUUAAACCUCAUUUAUUGAAGCUGUGCAAGACCAAAGAUGUACAUGCUGUGAUUUUAGGUAGAGUUAUUGGUGAACCAUGUUUGUAUUAAACAAAUUAGAUGUAACAUGUAGGGCUGCCCCAAUUAAUGAUGAAAAUUCAUAUUCAGAUACUUGGUCCAGCCCUAUUUUACAGGUGGAUUUUUUUGACUUGGGAUGGAGACAUGGCAGCACUUCACCCUGUUUCUAGUCUUCAUGCUAAGCUAAUCACCUCCUGGCUGUAACUUCACAUUUGAACAGGACAGUUUGGUUUCUUUGACGUGCCACAGCACUGCAGGCAUGCAGACAGGAGGACCAGCAGUGGACAAUUUAAGUAGCCAUGUGUAAUUUAGUGGCUUAAAAAAAAAGAAUGGCAGUUUUCAGUGAAUAAUGUGUAGAAUAUUUCUCUGCUAACAGGAAACUGAAUUGGUGCGUUGCUCUCUUCAGAUCCACCACACUGUGUUGACAGAAAGUCAUUCUAAACUCGCAGAACAAGGCAGUUGCUGGGAUGUUGACCCAUUAGUUUGGAAUUUAACUAACGUGUUUAAACACUAAGCAACACUCAGUUUCUGUCAGCACAGUGUGGUGGAUCUGAGUAGAGUGAUAACAGCAAACAUGUAUAUUACAAGUACAUAUGCUGGUCCUCCUGUCUGCUUCUUCAAACUGGAGGUGUAUCGACAGUCAGUAAUACACCAACUGUACAUCAUGCAGUCCAACUUCAAAGAAACUGAAUUCCCUCUGAAGCUGUAUUUAUGCUCCUAUGUUGAAUCUGCCACAUGUAAAACACUGCUGUGAGUAUUUGCACUUGUGCGUUUCUGUGUUGAGUGUUUUUGUGUACUUCAAAUAAUGGCGACUGAGGUGGAGCAGAUCAUAUUGGAGUGAAUUAACCCUCCCUUUUUUUCCAAACUUUAAAACGGGUCAAUUUUGAACAACAGUUACUUUUACUAAAAUUACUGCAGGGCAGAGAAGAUUUUGAAAAAGAUUUUGAAAAUGACUGAGUCUAUACAUGAAUCGGUACAAUACUGAGUCUUGUUUUUGUCCAAAUCAAUAAGCUGUGUAUAUGCAACAUAUUACUACCAAUCAGGUUAAGCUGAAGGAUACAACCUAAUUCAGUAGAUUACAAUAGAUUCAGUGCAGAUAAGUCAGGUUGGAAUCUGGGGCGCACCUCUAACUUCAAAGUUAGAUUCCUAAAGUGGAACAAAACAGCUGUAAUUUUAUGUGGCCUGACCAUAAAGCAAGCUUGAGUGCUGUUUUCACUGCUCUACUGAUCCAUGUAUAGUCUCAGUCAUUACUGAUGCCUUCUCUCACCAUUGUUUGAAGUACACAAAGAAACACAAUGCAGUCGUAUAGAAACAACAGCACAUAAAGUCCAAAUACUCACAACAGCAUGGACUAUGAUGUAGACAGGAGUGGUAUAUUUGGAUCAUGUAAUUGUCAUUAAGAAUAUAAACACAGUUCUACUUCUCCCUUCUAGUGAAGUCUUGCUCCAUAGAUAAUUAUGGUUUUACUGGUGCAGGUUUUAAAAUUUCUGUCUCCACCACAAAUUAAACUGCAAAGGACACUUUGUGGAAAGAUGAACCACACACCUCCAUCAUAUUGGAGCAAUGAAAGAAACUUCCCAAUACAUUAGUUUUGAGUUCUUUUGUUCAGACAUAGAAUGAUUAGAGACACUUCUGAUGAAGGCAAGAGCUUUUGCUGAAACUGUCAAUAAAGUAAUCAACAGCUAAUCAUUCUAUGUCUGAACAAAAGAACUCAAAACUAAUGUAUUAACAAGAAGACAUGAACAUUUUUGAUCCAGAAACUUCCCAACCUGCAAAAGUACAAUCCUAUCUACCUCUGUAGCUCGGAUCCACUAGAAGUAAAUUUUAUUGUAAUGAAUUAAUGUUGAAGGGAACGAUGUAACUUCUCGUACCACAAACAUGAAUCUGACUACAGCUGAGUCCCUAAAUAAGGGGAGAAACGCUCAAAGCUUCACUCACUGAUUACUGAAUAAAAAACAUAAAUGCUUGAAUAAUAAACUAAAUGCAGAAAGGGGUACAUUAAUGCUACAAAAUGUUUGCAUUUUCAGUUCAUGCAAUAUGUUUUGGACAACUUCAAUAAAUAUAUAUGGUCAUGGAAA